UUUUACUUGUUUUUCGUUGAUUGGUGCAUUUUGCGGCAAUUUUAUGAAAAUUAGGUUUAACUUUGUUUUUAAAUUAAUUUUGUUAAAUUUGUAAAUUAAAACUUUAAUAUUGAGAUUUUUGUGAUAAUUAAGUUCAAGAGAUAUGUGGCCUAGAUUUGGUGUAAAAAUAUCAAACAGCACUUUUUGCAUUGCCUAUGCUAAGGAGGAUGGUAAAAUAGAAGUGAUAGCUAAUAAGCAAGGGGAUCGCGUAAGCCCCGCUUGCUUAUUUUGCGAAGAAUCUGAGAUUGAAGUGGGUGUUACGGCAAAACAAAAAAUGUCAGCUAAACCAGGAGUAGGCAUUACUAAUAAUCUUCUUUUAUUUGGGCCUGAGUUGGAAGAUGAAGAAAUCGAAAGAGCUUUAAAACUAAUACCGUGCAAAUUUAAUAAUGAAGUGAAGGAAUAUGAGCUUAUCAAACAAGGUGAAACGAAACCACACAAAACCUUAUCACCGUACGAAGUUUGUGUGGAGUUUUUUAAGGCUACUUUUGAACUAGCUAGACAAUGUCAUUUACAUGAAGAACAUCCUAGUGUUGUAUUGUCAAUACCAGAAUAUUACCCACAUAGAAACUGGAAAAUUUUGUCUGAAGCUGCGGACGAAGCUGGAUUUCACGUUGCUCAAAUUAUUACAGAACCAACUGCUGCUGUCUUAGCGUAUGAAAUGGCAGAGGAUGAGAAGCUUUCUUCUAAAAUAGUUCUUUAUAUAAAAACUGGAGGACUAUGUACAAGUUUGGCUUUAUUUGAAUUGGGAGAUGGAUUUUAUACUGUUCUUAAAACCGUUGGACCUUUUUAUAUCGGAGGAAGUCAAAUUACUUCUGCUUUAGCUGAUUUUAUUUGCAAUGAAUUCUACAAAAAAAAUAAGUUAGAUCCAAAUGAAAGUCGGCGAUCGAAAGCAAAAGUAACAAGUGCAGCUGAAAAUUGUAAACAUAUUUUAACAAGCAUGCCAACAACUCAAGUCUAUAUAGAUUCGCUUAUGGAUGGUGUCGAUUUCAACAUGCAAUUGACAAGAGCUAGAUACGAAAGUAUUAUGCAACCAUUUUUAAAUGAUUAUUCUUCAACAUUAACAAGUGCUCUUAAGGAAGUAAAUGAAGAUAAUCGUAAAAUUGAUGAAAUUAUUUUAGCUGGAGCUACACUGAAAAUACCAAAAAUACAAUCAUUAAUUAAUUCUUUGAUUCCUGAUGCAAACGUAAAUACUAAAUUUGCGCCCGAUGAAGUUGUCGCUAUUGGCUGUGCACGACAAUCGUUAUUCAUUCAUCCAGAUCAUCUUGAUUUAGAAAAUACGGAAGAAAUUUAUAUUGUACCAGAAAAUAUUUAUAUAUGGCACAAUGAUACAACAAAAGUUGUAGAAAAUGGUAUUGAUAAAAAAUCUAAUAAAUUAAAUGAGAAAGAUAUUUUAUGCGAAAAAGGAAUGACUGUACCAAACGUAUUUAGAAUUUUUGUAACUGAAAGUAAUCCUUUGCCAUCUACAGUAGAAAAUAAUGCUGUUACCUUUAGUAUACAAUGUGGUGAAUUUAUGAAGGACAUACAAGUAAAUGAUUUAAAAUCUAAAGAUGGUAAAUUUCAUCUUGAAAUUAGUAUUGAGCUUAAUGAUGAACAUAUAAAACAUCCUGUUAUUAAUAUUAAACCAGCUGAUGUUGAAUCAAAAGAAGAACAAAUAAAAAAAUAGUAUACAUUGUAAAAUAUUAGUUGAAAAAUGCAUUAUAAUGUUAAAGUAAUUUUAAUUUUAUUAAAUUAUCAAAUAGACAAACAAUAAU
This is a messenger RNA of Condylostylus longicornis, 1790 nucleotides long. Its product is annotated as heat shock 70 kDa protein 14. The coding region runs from base 143 to 1702 and encodes 519 amino acids. The record is from RefSeq and is a predicted model, not a curated record. Gene Ontology annotation, cellular component: nucleus; cytosol. NCBI's taxonomy places the organism in Eukaryota, Metazoa, Arthropoda, Insecta, Diptera, Dolichopodidae. Gene Ontology annotation, molecular function: ATP-dependent protein folding chaperone; ATP binding. Gene Ontology annotation, biological process: protein folding. The transcript is spliced from 4 exons.